This is a messenger RNA of Phytophthora infestans T30-4, 621 nucleotides long. RefSeq lists its product as uncharacterized. The transcript has a single exon. The record is from RefSeq and is a predicted model, not a curated record. The coding region runs from base 4 to 597 and encodes 197 amino acids. NCBI's taxonomy places the organism in Eukaryota, Oomycota, Peronosporomycetes, Peronosporales, Peronosporaceae.
CAGAUGGAUACGUUCCUGCAGCUGGAUGCCGCCGGCGGCGUAUACGACGACGACCUGGUGGUGGGUGAGCCCGUAGACUUGGAGACGCAGAUCCAGCGCCACAUUGUCGAAACGAGUCAAGCCGAUGCGCUCUUCGGUGAGCAGCUCUACCGUCCAGUGGGAGGGGAAGCGGGUGAUAACGAUGAAAAGGGCGACGAGCAGUUGAGCGCCGCCGAGUCGGACGAGUUGGAGCGACAGCGCUAUCUGCAGCGCGUUCUAUUGAUUGAGAAGGGGAUGCAAGAUGCAGACAAUGAGGUGCAGCAACGAAUCGACACCAUGAAGCGCAUCGUAGGGCUCGAAGACCCCAUGGCGCAGCUGUAUGAGUAUCUGACGCUCAAACAGGAAGCCCGACGAGAAGAUGGCGUGGACAUUGUGAGGGAUCUGAUACUUUGUGCCAACCGCAUGACAAACGAGGAAGACAGCGAAGUGGCCAUGUUGGGAGCGUUCUUCUUUCUGUGCGACAAACAGCAACCCAGGACGCGAGGAAUGGCAGCCAUGUUGCCGGUUGCAGCGGCGAUGAUGGAGGCAUCCAACGGAAUUGACCACUCGCCAUUCUAAUAUGCACGAUUUGUGUUAUUAUUU